AUGGCUAUGUUACCAGAGGCUAAGGUGUAUUUGAUCGCGAAUUCGGUAUUGGUGUUUGUUACGUUGUUGGUGGUUGCCCUUCGAGUUGUCUCCCGUGUUUUGGCCGGCUCAAAACUUGGUUGGGAUGACUACUUUACUUUGUUGGCCGUGCCCCAGGGCAUUGUCAUGUUAGUGUUACAAGGACUUUGGACUGCUGCAGGUCUUGGCUACGAGUUGGCGGAAAUUGGUGAUAACUGGACCUUUGUAGACUCGCUUUUCCUUCCCUUCGAAACCAUCUUUGGCGUCGUCAGCCUGACGACGAAACUUAGCGUUCUCUUUUUCUACCUUCGAGUGUUCACAAGUCGACCUAUGCGCAUCGCGACUCGAUUGACCUUCGUCAUCGUCAUUCUUUGGGGCAUCGGAAAUGUCCUCCAGACCGUCCUCGUCUGCCACCUCACGGACGGAAAAUGGCACGCCACGAACAAAGAUAUCUGCCGCGAUCACGAAGCUAGCAUUCUAUCGACCGGGCUUUUCAACUGCAUCAGCAACACCAUAAUCAUGGUCGUCCCACUGUACACGAUUUGGACGCUGCGAAAGGUCAGCGUCUCGACACGAUGGGGCCUCAGCGCGGUAUUUUUGUUGAAUCUUAUCGCAAUCAUCGCGUCUGUAGUGAGACUCAUCAUCAUGAUGGAUGUCCACAGCCUUUCGCAAGUCAUGAGAAACCUGGCCGUUACGACUUUCUUGACUGUCCUCGAGACCCACUUGACGAUCUUGUGCAACAGUCUUCCAAUGCUUCUGCCAUUGUGGGCGUUUUGGAAACACCGACGAUUCGAGACGGACGAGUAUGUAUCGAGACUGGGCGGUUCGACCCAAUCGGGCAAGCAUGACCAUCUGGUGGAAGAUCUUACGAACGGCAUACCACUCGAAACCAUGUACGGCAGCAACAUCACCCACUUCACGACAACGGUUGGAACUGGGGGCAUGAGAAGGGGUUCAGGAAAUGACGGCGACUCUGAUGUCUCGGAAACGGAGUCUACCCAAAGGCUUCCGAGGAAUGCGCAAGCUAUCACGAUUGAGACAAAAUGGUCUAUCAAGGAGGAGACGACGAAGUAG
Messenger RNA from Colletotrichum gloeosporioides, 1092 nucleotides. RefSeq lists its product as uncharacterized. Lineage: Eukaryota; Fungi; Ascomycota; Sordariomycetes; Glomerellales; Glomerellaceae. Bases 1 to 1092 code for a protein of 363 amino acids. The record is from RefSeq and is a predicted model, not a curated record. The transcript has 4 exons.